Messenger RNA from Daldinia loculata, 1800 nucleotides. RefSeq lists its product as uncharacterized. NCBI's taxonomy places the organism in Eukaryota, Fungi, Ascomycota, Sordariomycetes, Xylariales, Hypoxylaceae. The record is from RefSeq and is a predicted model, not a curated record. Bases 574 to 1776 code for a protein of 400 amino acids. The transcript has a single exon.
CAUUGUCGGAUUUUAAGAGCUGCCUAGAUCACAAUUUCGAUGCUACUUGAUUAUUAGCGAGUCACUGUCUUGAUCAUGAGAUGUUCUUUACGAUAUGUAAAGGUAGCCUAUUUGUCUAAAUGUUGUCUAGAAUUGGUACGUAGAGAAAAAAAAAAAGGCAACACCAAACUACCUCUAGUGAUAACUGGUAAUUAUAGGAACAUGCAACUAUAUAAAUAGUAUAGUGGCGACGUUGAUAUAGUAGGUAGACAUGUAACAUGCCUACGCUAAUGGCAAAUCGCGCUGACUCUUUAAAAGAUGACCAGGGCUGAAAAGCUUGGCUCUCGUUUAUUUUCAAAUGAAAGGCGGCAAGAUUCCCCCUUCGAUUUAUCUCUUUAUUCCCCGUCAGCCUAUUCUCGUGCUGGAGUUCUCAUCCAGCUCGUCGUCGUUCGUUACAUUAUUGGAAAUAUUUCCAUCCAAUCGUUCUUAUUUAUUAUACCUAAUUUUUAAUCAUUGCGCAUUUACUUUUAUUCUUGCUUUUAAACUUCGAGUUAAUAUAAAUAGUUACUUAUAUUGUGACUAAUUACUACCAAGAUGACUUCGAACGAGAAUCCACAGCCGACAAUUGAGACGAGAGAUGAGAAUGAAGUUUCGUCCGUGAGCAGCCCGGCUUCAGCAAUCCACGAGAACGCUCCGGCUCCGGCAACGAGGGACCAGCUUGGAGAACCUGUUAACGGGGGCGCACCACCGAUGCCAGCUAGGCCAGCAGGAAAUCCAACUGCUCAACCACGAUCGCCUGCACGUCAGCAGCCACUCCCACAACCGUAUCCUCAAUAUCCGUCACCUUAUGGGCCAUAUGCCUACCAGCCCCAGCCGUACCCGUGUGCGCAGCCUGUUCGAGUCCUUCCUCCUUAUUCAAAGUCCUGGACAGCCAGCAAACUCGUUCUCACAGUCUUCUCGAUUAUCUUCGCUAUCGUAAUCCUGGCCUUAUCAUGCGCCUUCCUUGAUGAUGAUGGUGGUGCCGAAGGCAUGGCACUGUAUGCCCUUCCCAUCACCAUCGCUGCCAUUCUAUGGAACGGCGCUGAGUUGAUCACCUUUGGUAUUCGCUCACGGAAGGACGUUAAACGAGGGAUCCACCCAGGGGCACACGUCGCCCUGCACCUCUGCUUCUGGCUCGUCUGCGUAUUCGCCGUUUUUAUUACGGUUUCGAUUUCCCUCUCCGUACAGGAUAUGAUCAGAGAUUGCACCGAGGAGGAAAUCGAGCGCUAUUCGAAUUAUAGUUAUAGUUACUGUCGCCGCCAUGAUAUCGAACUGUACAGGAACGGCACGUAUCUGCCCAUGAUCCAAGCCGUACUUGCUUUCUUCUGCUUGGCAACCAUCGAUCACUUCAUUCUUUUCGUCGUGGCAUGCAUCGAUACGCACAAACGGAAUAUGAUGAGGCCCGCAGGCGUUGUUCUACCACCUAUGUUAUCGGCAGGAGGCAUGUACUAUCCACCUCCGCCACCACCGGGUACUACUCCUUACUAUCCGUAUCCGAUGGCGAUGCAGUCGUUAUCGCAACCACCACAACAGUCGCAAACGGGACAAGUGCAAUUUGGUCCAGCUCCCAACGGGACUGGUGUCGUAGCACCAACCGCCCCUCAAGCCAACCCGGUCGGACAGAAUUACCAAAGCCUCGCCGGGUUUUACGCACCGGCACCACCGCAGCCUUCUUAUUUGCCAGCUCAGCCCGCAACAGACUCGAAUAACGAAAAGGCCGUGCCCUCUACUUCGGCUAUACCUGGCCAAGCAUCAUGAUGUAAGAGCGCCAACAAGGCAGUU